This is a messenger RNA of Naegleria fowleri, 1020 nucleotides long. RefSeq lists its product as uncharacterized. The coding region runs from base 1 to 1020 and encodes 339 amino acids. NCBI's taxonomy places the organism in Eukaryota, Heterolobosea, Eutetramitea, Acrasida, Naegleriidae. The record is from RefSeq and is a predicted model, not a curated record. The transcript is spliced from 4 exons.
AUGUUAUCGUUUAAUCGAGGCUUUUCACUGUUAGUGAAUGGCAAACCCGUGAAUUUAGGGGGAGGAAGCGGAAGCGCGAACAGUCAGCCCUAUGCUGGAAAGAGACCUUCAUUCCGAAACAUUUGCAAUCCUCUCGGAAAUGUUUAUUUCAUCAUGGUAUUGAGCAUUGUGAUUUGGAUCAUUAUUCUCUCUCAAAUCGUGUGUGAGUUCUUUGUUUAUCCAGAUGGAGAUGUGUUUGUAAAAAUCAUGCCGAGAGCCUUUAUAUAUCCCAUCUUGUUGGUCUGUUUGAUUUUCUACAUUCCAACCGUAUUUAUGAGUCCGACGUAUAGUUAUUUGACGAACUUUAAUGUGAAUCAAAAGAUUCAGGAAAUUGUACAGAAAACGAUUAGAGAUACACCUAUUAUUGAGUUGCAUGUUUCAUGUUAUCACUAUGAAACGAGAACUCAAACCACUACAGAUGCGAAUGGAAGACUCAAAACUGAAUCAAGAUCUGUACGAGUGACAACUCACACCGAUUCUAAGCAAAUGCCAUUCGAAUUUCACCGAGAUUUUUCGCCUCCGUUUGCUAUUAAACAAACAGCUAAAACAUUUAUUAAAUUAGAUAUGGAUCAAAAGGUUUUCGUGACCAAUGAAGAAUCCAAGAAGAUUCUCGAUGAAGAACGUGUAGCCAUCUAUGUUUCAAAUAGAAAUCGUGACACACACAUGGAUUAUUCAGAAUUUUGGGGUACUGAAAACUUUGAGAGUUCCCUCCUCACACAUAAUCCCAACUCGAGAGUUCCAAAAAUCGCCACUCCUUUCUGGUAUCAAUUUUUCUGUCUCUUCUUUCUCGGAUGGGCCUACACAUUCUGGUUCAAUAACAUUUGCGACACUCAAGAAUAUACAUUCAUUAAGGAACUGUCCUAUCAUCCCUUCAACGAUGAACAAGUUGACAAUAAUGUCGAUCCAAGCAUGUACAUGGGAGGUGCGUACGGAUUUCAAUUCAGAGGAGGAUCUGGUGCUUUUGUCGAACCUUUAACAUGA